GCUGCUGUCGCGUCCAUCCCGGCGUGCCGACACCAUGCGCGGCGGGUGUCGCGGCGCACGCACUGUAUGGCGUUGAAAGAUGACGACAUAAGCGCAAACCCUUCGAUUAGCGAUGAGCGGCGCGGCUCGGGGAGACGCGCUCUGCUGGCUGGAACAGCAGCGGGCACCCUUGCGUUCGUCGAGUUGAACGGAAGCGGGAAAGGGACAUCCAUUCACAACCCGCAGUGGUCAUGCCGAUGCGGCGGGUGUGCCCUCGCGAUGGCUCCGAUCGUCGAUCUUGACCCCGGGCUCGUUUCGAAGUAUGAUCUUCCCCGCAGCGACAAGCAGGACUACCUCUUCGCGAAGGGGAUGGCGCAAGGUAUGACGGGAUACGAGAUGGCCGUGAAGUUACGUAAGCAGAGGCUCUUCGCGGAGGUUUUCGCGCGAUUACCCAAGGGAGUGGAGGCCACUGUGGUGGAGGUUGGACUCGGCACGUUCCCAAACGCGUCCUACUACUUUGACGGCGAGGUCAAGUCGGGUCCGUCGAGUUUAGACUUGGUUGGGGUGGACCCGAAUGAUGCGAUGGAGUCAUACGCGACAGCCAACCUGGCCAAGGCGAGGACAUCGGGUUCGAAGCUGGAUGCCAACCUCAGGAUCGUGCAUGGCGUGGCGGAGGCGCUACCGCUGCCUUCGAAGAGCGCGGACGCGGUUAUAUGCACUCUGACUCUGUGCAGCGUUGUCGAUCCGGAGCGGGCGGUGGCGGAGGUUCGACGAGUGCUCAAACCCGGCGCGCCGUUCAUGUUCAUCGAGCACGUGCUUAGCGAGGACGACCCCGACCUGGCGCAGCUGCAGUUGCGGUUUAAUGCCAUGCAGAUAGCGAUGGCAGAUGGAUGUCAUCUGGACAGGAAGACCCUCGACGUCAUUGAAAAGGCUGGCUUCUCCUCUGUGAGUGCUGAAAGGUUCUCCUUGCCAGGAUUCGGUUUGAUCUCGUCGCAGGUGGCGGGUAUCGCUGUGGCGUAAGAUAGGAGGUCGUAUUCGGACCGGUAGUGUAAUUCUAAAUUUAGCUAAAGACU
Messenger RNA from Micromonas commoda, 1052 nucleotides. RefSeq lists its product with no specific name. Bases 259 to 999 code for a protein of 246 amino acids. The transcript has a single exon. Gene Ontology annotation, molecular function: S-adenosylmethionine-dependent methyltransferase activity. Lineage: Eukaryota; Viridiplantae; Chlorophyta; Mamiellophyceae; Mamiellales; Mamiellaceae. The record is from RefSeq and is a predicted model, not a curated record.